AAACAGACAUCUUUCGGAUAUAUAGUAUUACGUAUAAGUCCUAAUGUAGCCCAUCUAACCCUCGUCGUACACUCGAUUAUCAAAUCAUAUUGUAGGCUUACUUACCCCCCAAAUCGGUAGCGUUUAUAUAGUCAACGAGACGUGCUCUGUGUUGGAAUUCCGAAUACCACACAUACACCGCCUAAACUAUACCUUUUUCACAAGACCGAAGUCUCGGCGGCUAAGCACAUCUCGGAUACCAUCUGCUAGAACGGAACGGGUUCACCAAAAUGGCAUCAGGCUUGUUCUUCGAUCCGAUUGCGCUACUCCGCAUCACCCCCGCCAUUUCGUCUACCUGCUCGCUGUGGUUCGGCUGGGACCAGUACGAGUUUCUACAGCUAUUUCUCGACCCAAGCAAACGGGACUUGGUCAAUCAGCUUUUACCGUCUUACUUCAGCACCUUCUUCGACCGUGGCGCGCCUCGCGUAGUUGGCCUACUUCUCAUCACCAUCUUGUCAUCUGCGGCUAACCUACGGUACGCGCCGGGCAACCUCCUGCACGAACGCGGCUCGUUCAUUUGGUACUCCGGUGCUAUCGUGUUCGCGCUUGGCCACCAAGUGUACUUCCCUUUCGUUCUUCCUAAAAUCCGAGCCAUCUCCGGCGACGCCAAGGAGAAGAAUGUGAGUGAGCUAAAGGGCUGGCUCUAUGUUCAUAAUUGGAGGACAUUGACGGUGGAUUUGGCUGGUUGGGUCUGCUGCGUUGUUGCCGCCGUCAAGACUUUCUCCGCAUAAACACUAUCCUCUUAAGGUAGACGUGCCAAUGUAUUCAAUUAGUUACCAUCUCGGAGAAUAAAUAGAUCAUUCUCACA
Messenger RNA from Daldinia loculata, 847 nucleotides. RefSeq names its product putative integral membrane protein. The coding region runs from base 270 to 770 and encodes 166 amino acids. NCBI's taxonomy places the organism in Eukaryota, Fungi, Ascomycota, Sordariomycetes, Xylariales, Hypoxylaceae. The transcript has a single exon. The record is from RefSeq and is a predicted model, not a curated record.